Miniopterus natalensis is the source of this 653-nucleotide messenger RNA. The record is from RefSeq and is a predicted model, not a curated record. NCBI's taxonomy places the organism in Eukaryota, Metazoa, Chordata, Mammalia, Chiroptera, Miniopteridae.
UUCCGGUUCCUUUAGUUCCCGCCUCUUCCUUUCAGCCGUCGAGAUUUGACGAGCUCUCGCGAGACCUAGGCCUCUUCUCAGGCCGGCGCUCCCCAAGGAACAGGCCAUGUUCAGCUCCAGCGCCAAGAUCGUGAAGCCCAAUGGCGAGAAGCCCGACGAGUUCGAGUCCGGCAUCUCGCAGGAAAUCGAGGUCGGCGGCGGGCGGAAGGCCAUCAUCAUCUUCGUCCCGGUGCCCCAGCUGAAGUCUUUCCAGAAGAUCCAGGUCCGGCUGGUCCGCGAGCUGGAGAAGAAAUUCAGCGGGAAGCACGUGGUCUUCAUCGCUCAGAGGAGAAUUCUGCCCAAGCCAACUCGAAAAAGCCGGACAAAGAAUAAGCAGAAGCGCCCCAGGAGCCGCACGCUGACCGCCGUGCACGACGCCAUCCUGGAGGACUUGGUUUUCCCAAGUGAAAUUGUGGGCAAGAGGAUCCGUGUGAAGCUGGACGGCAGCCGGCUCAUCAAGGUCCAUUUGGACAAAGCUCAGCAGAACAACGUGGAGCACAAGGUUGAAACUUUCUCGGGUGUCUAUAAGAAGCUCACAGGCAAGGAUGUUAAUUUUGAAUUCCCAGAGUUUCAGUUGUAAACGAAAAUGACUAAAUAAAAUAUUAUUCUCAGUA